Messenger RNA from Cyclopterus lumpus (lumpfish), 2482 nucleotides. It is a transcript of the gene kif22, whose product is annotated as kinesin family member 22. NCBI's taxonomy places the organism in Eukaryota, Metazoa, Chordata, Actinopteri, Perciformes, Cyclopteridae. Gene Ontology annotation, molecular function: microtubule motor activity; ATP binding; microtubule binding. The record is from RefSeq and is a predicted model, not a curated record. The transcript has 13 exons. Bases 391 to 2265 code for a protein of 624 amino acids. Gene Ontology annotation, biological process: microtubule-based movement; mitotic spindle organization.
GCGUGUCGGCCGAAAUUUGAUUAAACAUAUUUCGCUUCACUAUUCGCGUUAGCGCCUCAAUUAAAAUGGUGUUUGUAUAUAUAUAUAUAUAUAUAUAUAUAUAUAUAUAUAAAUAUGUGUGUAUGCCAUAUCGUUGACUAAAAUGUUCGAUGCGUCGUAUAAAAGAGGACGCUGGACGUCAAACAGAAGCCGCUGUGAGAGAGAGUUCUGAUUGGUCAGCCGUCGUUUCCGGUUGCAGGGCUCCUCAUUUGAAAAGUGUUCUGUUAACUUCUGCGGGUUGACGUUACGUUUCGGGGUCUCGGUCGCCAUUGUUAAAAGAUUUCUUCUGCAACGUUGCCUCAAGAUACAUUUCGAUAACAAGGAGUCCGUAAAUAAUAUUGUCGGUGAAUCAUGCCUCAGCGUGUGGCGGUGUCCGAUGGAGCAAACAAGAAGACGUCCAGGGUUCGGGUAGCGGUUCGUCUGCGACCCUUCAUGGGCAACCAAGAUGAGAACGACGAGGGUCCGUGUGUUAAAGGCCUGGACUCUCAGAACCUGGAAAUCAUCAACUGGAGAAACGCGACAGAAACCGUCAAAUACCAUUUUGACGCUUUUCACGGUGAGCAAACUACACAGCAAGAGGUGUUCCUGUCGGUGAAGCCCAUUCUGCCACACAUACUGAAUGGACAAAAUGCCUGUGUCUUUGCCUAUGGACCAACAGGAGCUGGUAAGACCCACACCAUGAUGGGCAGUUCAGAUCAGCCAGGUGUGAUCCCUCGAGCUGUUCGCGAGGUCUGCAAGCUUGUCAAAGCUAAGGAUGACAAUGAAGGAUGGGACUAUAGCAUUGGCAUGUCUUAUUUGGAAAUUUACAAUGAAAAGGUGCUCGAUCUUCUAUCGCCGAGCUCCCUGGAUUUACCAAUCAGAGAGGACAAGGACAAGAACAUCCUUAUCCCUGGCCUCACUCACACAACCAUCUCCUGCUUCUCAGAUUUUGAUAAACAAUUUGUCCCUGCCAGCCUCAAUCGUACGACAGCUUCUACCAAACUAAACCAGCGCUCCAGCCGCAGCCAUGCUGUCCUCCUCAUCAAGGUGGUUCGGACUCAGCGUGCCCUUCCCCACAGACAACAGACGGGAAAGCUGUACUUGAUAGACCUGGCUGGGUCUGAGGACAACCGUCGCACCGGCAACCAAGGCAUCCGCCUGAAGGAGAGCGGUGCCAUCAACCUGUCUCUCUUUACUCUCAACAAGGUCGUCGACUCUCUUAACUCGGGCACUGCCGUCCGUGUGCCGUACAGAGACAGUAAACUGACACGGAUGCUACAGGACUCUUUGGGUGGCUCGGCCCACUCUGUCAUGAUCACAAAUAUUGCACCAGAGUACAAACACUAUUUUGAUACGUUUAGUGCACUCAACUUUGCCUCCAAAUCCAAGCUCAUCGUGAACAAGCCCUUCACGUGUGAAACUGUGGCAGUGCCUGUGCUGCCAGUGAAGCGGGCCAAAGAAGACCACGAGGCGGGGGGGUCUGGCGAGCCACCGAAGAAGAGGCAGAAAGACGAGAAGAAAACUGAACAGGAUGGUUCCUCGCCGUCUUCACAUUUUCACAGUUCAUCAGAGCCAUCAGUGAUGGAAAGACUAAUAGCCCUGGAGAAGCUGAUGAUGAACUGCCAAGACAAGGAUAAACUCAGCAUGCUGAAAGAUGUAGCCCAGUCUCGCAUGGAGAUCCAGGAGCUCAAAGAGAAGCAGAAGGAGUUUGAGAGCAAUGCCAAGCUAUUCAGUCGUUUGACUGGAGAAGGGUCCGGUGCCAAACAUGAGGCAGCCUUUAAGAACAGCACCGCUCCUCUGCAAAGAAAACAGUCAGCUGCCACAAAAGCCAAUCGGCAGCAGGCUGUGGUCCAGCCCCUACAAGUGUCCCAGAUCCAGCCUCUUCAGCAGCUUGUCGUCGUCAAAAAACAGUCCGUCUGUGUCAAGAAGAAAGAGAAGAAGAUUUCAGAACUGGUUGAGCCUCCAGAUGGUAAAGAGAACUUUAUGGAGACUGGUUGGGAAUUCCAGCUUGACACGUCUGUGCUGGAGCACUCGAGACAGAAAAUCCUGCAUGUUCUCAAUACGGGCUCCCUCAAAGAGCUGAAGAGUCUGCAGCAGAUCGGAGAUAAAAAGGCAAAGCUCAUCCUGGGCUGCAGGGAGAUCCAUGGUCUCUUCAUAAAGUUGGAGGAUGUGAUGAAAGUUGAGGGUAUGACGGCAAAGAGAUUUUCCACCUUCAUGAAGGCAAACAUCCUGAGCGCCAUGGGAUAGUGAUUUUGUUCUGUUUUUUUAAAAAUGUUUUUUUUUUUUUGGUCUAAUUUUUAUCCAAAAGCUUUUUGCAUUGUAUGCUUCUUUUUAUGAUGUUUUUGUAGUUACCACUGUGUUCCAGCUGGUGGCGUACUGCUGCUUUUUAUAAACAUCUCACGUGUCAUUGAAUAUUUUAGUGUUUAUUUCAUCGCCAUAAAGAAAUCUGAUCACUUUGCCAUAA